AUGUCGCUUCGACUUGAGUCCAUUCGAGCGUACCGCGAGCUUUAUCGCGCUGCUUCACGGUCAGCACGGGAAUGUGCGCUGUAUAAUAGUUCGGGUUUACUGAACUACGUAUCACAGCGUUUUGGGCAGGAAGCAGACAAGCAGAAUCGCCAACUUGAAAAUGCUCUGCGAGCAUUGGAGCGACACUUCAGUGAUCAGGGAAGGAAAAAACGACGCUGUGCGGGGGCGGGCCGCGCUCAAGCCAAGUUACUAGAGCGGUACCAAAGGCACAUCUCCAUGGAAAUUGAUCGUACUCGUAUCCUUGCUAAGGCGCUCUAUAUGGCGCCAGGCAAUGUGCAACUGACAUCAGUGCUUCAGGUCCUAUCCGCUGGUGCCGGGAACCGCUCGUAUCAGCAAAUGAUGGAGUCUAGCAUUCUCUCGUUUCUUGAGCAUGAAACUAAGAAAACUUCUCGCAAUGAGGUUGCAGAGGACAUGACUAGCGAGCGUCAAAAUCGAAUUAUGCUGCAGGCACUCUUACCAUAUGCGGAGCGGCUGCUACUUGUCCAUCGUACGGCUGUGGGUGAGCAAAAUCGGGUAAGCUCACUGAUUUAUCUAACGCCUUGGCAAGUGACCGAUUCAAUAGUUGGCAAUCGAAGUGGCGUGUCUGCCGUGCAUCUACGCCUUGGUCGUGAUCACUUAGUGGUUGAAGUGGAUGAGACUUACAACAAGCAAGUGGUGUACAUUUGCUGUACCCGGCAGGAUGGGGGCGACUCGGGUAGUUACGAGUGGGCGCAGGAAGUAGAACGUGUGGAGAUCAGCGAAAGUGAGGAGGUUCAGAAGACGAUGUUUCACAGCCAGUACCUAUUAAUGGCAACUCGCAUUUGUGACGCUCUUCUGCACGACUCUCCGCUACAUCCUACGCGCAGCACCGUCGUGAUUGGCCACGCGGUUGGCGGGGCAGUAGGCUUGGUGUUGUCACUUUUGCUUACUCAACGGGGAUUCGAGGUGUCGAACACGAUCUCUCUCGGCGCACCAAAAUCCUUACAGGGGACACUGGAGCGCUACGUUGCGGCAAUUAAUCCAAUUCGGGUAGUGCUAGCGGGCGACCCGCUAGUUGAACUUCCUAUCACGGGUGCCGAAGGGGCACCCUUUGUCCACAUUGGCGAGAUUCUCCUCCUGUCGCCGGCAAAUCUGUCAAGCGAUUCCUCAGCCCCAGCAGAUACGUCUGAAUCCGAGGCUGACGGAAAAGUUAUAUGUGGUGCACCAUCCUCACCUGAUGACACUUUUACAGCCAAGUCUCUUAGCGCUAUGAUGGCCGACUCAGAUGACGUUACUUUCACGAGUGACUGCGCUGAUGCCCCUUCCGCAGCUAUAUCAGUUUCUUCAAGCAAGGUAGGUGAGGAGUACGCUGAAGAAGACAGCGAUGAAGAGGGACUGCCUGAAAUACUGCGUGUUGCUGCGCAGCGAUAUAGCGGUCACUUUUUGGUGGAGCAUUACGUGCGGCAUUUGCAAGAUCCGUCGGUGGAGCUGACGUACGCCGAGGGGGAUGAGGUAUGGGAUGAGGGAGACUACGAAAAACUAAAGCGAAGCAGUGCUCGAGAGCCGCCAAUAACGUCUGAAGAGCGUCGCAUUCGUGACCUUCGUGGGCCACUGUGA
Molecule: messenger RNA, 1635 nt
Organism: Leishmania braziliensis MHOM/BR/75/M2904
Lineage: Eukaryota; Euglenozoa; Kinetoplastea; Trypanosomatida; Trypanosomatidae
Exons: 1
Coding region: 1-1635 (544 amino acids)
Biological process (GO): lipid metabolic process
Source: RefSeq, a predicted model, not a curated record